Diatraea saccharalis (sugarcane borer) is the source of this 3291-nucleotide messenger RNA. NCBI's taxonomy places the organism in Eukaryota, Metazoa, Arthropoda, Insecta, Lepidoptera, Crambidae. The record is from the annotation of a GenBank genome assembly.
AUGUAUUCCUUUGAGGGAGACUUUAGAAGGAAGCCACAACAGAAUCUAUCGGGAGCAAGUGCACAACGCAAUACUGACCGGGAUGCCCUAAUAUUGCAGUCACAACAACAGAGGCAGAAACGUGAGGAACGUAGAAAGCGUCUGAACAGUGCAAUAAAAAUUCAAGCUUAUAUAAGAAGCUAUUUAACAAGGAAACACUGUAAACAAAGUGAGCGGGUGCAAUUUGAUACUCUUUUCCCAAAGGCCAAUGAUGAUGAUCGAUUAGUCUUUUCUACUCUUAUUACCAAAAUAUUGUUCUUCUAUGAUGCUAAGAAAGAUGUUUCAAGAUUGAUAUCAAUAUCACAAAUUCUUUUGAAACAAUGGAAAAAAGUUUUCAAAAAUGCAAAUUCUUGUAUUCAAAUAAGAAGACUAUUGGCUAUGCAUUUGCUGUUGCUCAAAGACAACAUUGAGGUACCAUUAGCAGUCCCACUUAGAAUGUUUGAAGUAUUUACUUCAGUAGCAUCUGCAGAAUCAACAUUAAGUAAAGAUGAGGCUCUAACAAUCAUUGGAAAUACUUUUAUAUACCUGAUUCGAAGAGGCUAUUUCAAAGACUUGUGUCAUCUUAUGUGUCAAAGAACUCCACCAUUAUAUGGACCAUCACCAAAUCCACCAACACCACUUUGUGGGGCUUUGCUGGAUCUGAUUCAGAGACCUUUGCAUUUAAUUUCAAAAGUUCAUCUGCCAGAUUAUAAUAAUACUGUGAUGACAGAGUUUGCAUCUGCUUUUCUAUGCAACCCUUAUUGGGAGCCAGUAGAAAUGUUUAUUAUACCGUCACUACGAGAGAACUCUGAAAAGAAAUUCCCUUUUCUAUCUCUACUACAAUGUCUCGAAGACGAUAGCAAAUUCACUAGUAAAUUGUUAAUAAAUGAUUCAUGGUUGCUUCAUUCUGUUUUAUCAUUGGAACCACCGGAAUUUGUUAAUGACAUAAGAAAUUUGAAUAAUACAAGACUGCCAAAUAAUCCUAUUGUGUUAAAUUAUCUCAAAUUAAUAGCUAAGUUGACUGUGAAUGUGUGCAAUAAACAAAUUACAUAUGAAUAUGAAGAUUCACUGUACAGCCAAGAGACAGCAGCGGACAAGGAUGAUGAUAGUGACAGUGAAACAGAACCAAACCCUACAUCAGUUAGAGAGAAGUUACUAUUGACAAAGUGUAUAGAACUUUUGAAUGAACCUGACCGCUGCAUUAUGGUAACCUGCUCACAGAUAACAGAGAGUGAUCUCAGUGACGAAUUCUUAGAUGCCAUGUCAGAUAUAUGUCACAAUUUAUUAUUGAGUCAUAGAAUGGCUUUACAUAAGUAUAGAUUACUAUACACAUUAGCAUUUAAACCUAUAUUUAUACGCGGCCUCUGGCGUUGGCUGAGUAAUAUGAGUCACGAGUCUUCGUUCGGUGGAUCUGCUACUCCUCUGCUGUCUGCGCUGUCACGAGGAAUGGGCGCUGAGUAUACAGUGAUAGGAGUACAUAGACUUCUGGCUCCGUUAGCCGCCUUCUGCGCCCUGUUCUCACUGUUGAUCGGCACUUUACACGACACAGAGUUUUGUCGUGAGACUGACGACGAUGAUGUCAAAAUGACAUUUACUCCAGUAAGUACAAGUACCAGUGGUGGUCCAAGUGGCGGCAGAGUUCAUGCUUUCGAAUUUUCCGAGUUGGGUGGUCUCUGUCGCACACUGCGUCAAGUGUGUCUCGGCCUCGUGGAACUCGCUUACCCGGAGACGAGGCCAGUGGUAGGAGGUUCUUACAAGGAUGCCGUAGGAAAUACUCAGAUUGAACUUUCUGGGAAAAACCAAACUCCGGCUUGGUCACAUUUGUUUAAGGUUUGUACGCAUUUAUUGCGCGCGUUAUAUGUGCGUGAUUCGCGUCUGCAAUUCUGCGGCGCGGAGGAGUGGCCGGCGCCGGGCGCGGUGCCCGAGGGCGAGGCCGCGGUACUUAUUGUGGCGGGUACACAUCACAGACCGAACCCGAGGCAAUUGAGACGCCCGCCCGCCCUGUCCACAGCUUUAUCAUCACAAGAAGAAGGACCGCCUUUAACAAUCAAGGAGCUGAGGACAGUCACUAUAUUGCGAGAAAUACCUUUCGUAGUGCCUUUUUCAACACGAGUGCUUAUAUUUCAAGGGCUGCUUAUGAGGGAGAAACUCGACCACUGGUAUGAGAUGACAAAUUUCAAUGAAGGCCCAUCUAUAUACAUAAGUGUGCGACGUACUCAUCUAUAUGAAGACGCCUUUGAUAAACUAAGGCCAGAUAAUGAGCCUGAUAUGAAAUUGAAACUUCGGGUUCAGCUCAUCAAUCAGGCAGGCGCUGAGGAAGCAGGCGUUGAUGGCGGAGGGUUGUUUAGAGAAUUCCUAUCAGAAUUACUAAAGUCAGCAUUUGAUCCUAAUAGAGGACUGUUUAGAUUAACUAGGGACAACAUGCUGUAUCCAAAUCCAGGAGUGCAUUUAUUAUAUGAUGACUUCCCAAUGCACUACUACUUUGUUGGAAGGAUGUUAGGAAAGGCGAUAUACGAGAACUUGCUAGUGGAGGUGCCACUGGCGGAGUUCUUCCUGGGCAAGUUGUGUUCGUCCCGCGAGCCGGACGUGCACGCGCUCGCGUCCCUUGAUCCGGCUCUGUACCGCGGGCUGCUGAUGCUGCGCGCGCACGGCCGCCACGAGGUCGCCGACCUGGGGCUGGACUUCACCAUACUCAGCGAUGAGCUCGGCGAGCGUACGACAGAGGAGUUGAAACCGGGAGGCGCAAACAUUCCAGUCACAGCCGAAAAUAGGAUAGAAUAUAUACAUCUAGUCGCUGAUUAUAAGUUGAACAGGCAAAUAAGGGCGCAGUGUAACGCUUUCAAGCGUGGUCUUACAUCUGUGGUGAACGGUGAAUGGCUGCGUAUGUUCUCCUGUCGUGAAUUACAGCUGCUCAUAUCUGGUGCUGAAGUGCCCAUAGACCUGGACGAUCUAAUGGCACACACUCAGUACGCGGGAGGUUUCUCAGCGACGCAUCCGACAGUGCAAUGUUUCUGGAAGGUAGUGAAGAACUUUACAGACGAUCAGAGACGGCAACUUUUAAAGUUCGUCACCAGUUGCUCAAGACCACCGUUAUUAGGAUUUAAGGAGUUGCAACCGCCGCUGUGUAUCCAAUCAGCGGGCGCGGCAGAUCGGCUACCGUCCGCUUCCACUUGCAUGAACCUGCUGAAGCUGCCGGAGUACACGCGCGAAGAUCUGAUGGCAGAGAAACUGCUUUACGCUAUACAGGCCGGCGCCGGCUUCGAGCUCAGCUAA